Messenger RNA from Thunnus maccoyii (southern bluefin tuna), 2671 nucleotides. RefSeq names its product kelch-like family member 6 (gene klhl6). Gene Ontology annotation, molecular function: protein binding. NCBI's taxonomy places the organism in Eukaryota, Metazoa, Chordata, Actinopteri, Scombriformes, Scombridae. The record is from RefSeq and is a predicted model, not a curated record. Bases 343 to 2169 code for a protein of 608 amino acids. The transcript has 9 exons.
ACAGUUAGUUAUACAUCUGACUGAAAAAUAUACACAAAAUGUAAAUUAACAAACAUUUAUUUGGAAAUAAGGUGGAAUGCGCUCACUUUACCUCAGUGACACCUGAAGUUAUGUGCAGUGAAAUAACGUGAUGCUCUCUGCUCCUUUCUGCAGCCGGCAGGUUUGAAAUUGUGUUGUGGAUCAAUGAGACAAUAGUGCCACAUGGUGGAGAAGAUGACAACAUUGCCUGCACUGACUCUCACUGCAGCCUGCUCUAGUCCAAUAAUUGCAAAGGUGCACCUAAAGUAGCUGCACGCUGUUCUUUGUAGUAGAGUGAGUCGCUGAAGAGCUUCUGGUGUGAAGAUGAGUGACUCACUCGAGAAGACUACAGACUGUCCCUUGCCUCUUCUUGGAGAUGACCCCAGCCCGGACGAGGAGAAAGGGAAUGUGACGAGCUCGAGUGAGUUACAUUGGGAAGAUGGAGGUCUUCCUGUGGAGCUGCAGAAAGGGAUGGAGACCCUACGAGUGAACAGAGAACUGACUGAUGUGAUACUGUGUGUUCAAGGACAUGACUUCCCUUGCCACAGAGCCAUACUUGCUGCCGCCAGUCAAUAUUUCAGGGCAAUGUUUUGCAGCGGUCUGAAGGAGAGUCACGAGGAGCGUGUUGAAAUUAAAGGGUUGGACAGUGGGACGAUGCGCUCUCUUUUGGAAUAUACCUACACCAGUCAAGCCCUCUUCACAUUCUCAAAUGUCCAGAGAAUACUAGAGGCUGCCAGUCAAUUCCAGUUCCUGCGUGUGGUGGAUGCAUGUGCUGGCUUUCUGAGCAAAUCACUGCACCUGGAGAGUUGCAUUGGGAUUCUGAAUCUGGCUGAAAGUCAUGCCCUGCUGGCUCUGAAGACCAGUGCUCAGGCCUACAUCAUUUCUCAGUUCUCCCAGGUAGUCCAUCAGGAGGACUUCCUGGAGUUGCCAGCAGACUCGCUGGAGACUGUUCUGCAGAGGGACGAUCUUGAUGUGAAGUGUGAGGAGUGUGUUUUCGAGGCACUCAUGCGCUGGGUCAGAGCCCGGCAGGACGAACGUUAUCCUUUGCUGGCCAGGUUGCUUUCACAUAUACGACUGCCGUUAUUGGAGCCAGCAUACUUUGUAGAAAAAGUGGAGUCGGAUGAACUGAUUCGUCGCUGCAGUGAGGUUUUUCCUUUGCUGCAAGAGGCCCGCAUCUAUCAUCUCUCCGGCAGGGAGGUGGUCUCUGAACGAACCAAACCCCGUGUGCGGCACUUUCUAUCUGAGGUGUUCCUGAUUAUUGGAGGCUGCACUAAAGAUGAACGCUUCAUUUCCACUGUCACUUGUUUGGACCCUCUCAGACGCAGCAGGCUGGAGGUCGCUAGGCUGCCAAUGACAGAGUUGGAGGAUGAGUCUCUAAACAGAAAAUGGGUGGAGUUUUCUUGCAUUACCUUCCGCAAUGAAGUGUAUAUAUCUGGAGGUAAAGAGACACAGCACGAUGUUUGGAAAUAUAAUGGUGCCCUGGACAAGUGGAUUCAGAUAGAGUCCUUGACAACUGGCCGCUGGAGACACAAGAUGGCAGUCCAUGGGGGGAAGGUGUACGCACUGGGUGGAUUUGAUGGAGUUCAGAGACUCACUAGCGUAGAGGCCUAUGAUCCCUUUCACAAUCGCUGGACACAGGUGGCACCUCUUGCGGUAGGUGUGAGCUCCUUUGCUGCUGCAAACUUUGACAGAUGGAUCUAUGUGAUUGGUGGUGGGCCGAAUGGAAAGCUGGCAACUGAUAAAGUUCAGUGCUGGGAGCCUGGAACAGAGUGCUGGGAACUACGGGCGCCCAUUCCCAUCGAAACCAAAUGCACUAAUGCAGUCACCUUCAAGAACUGCAUCUAUAUAGUUGGCGGCGCCAUGCACGCCAUGUACUGCUACUCCCCUCUGUCAGACUCCUGGUCACUUGUGACCCGUCUUGGGGAGAGGGCAAGCUGUGCCAUUGCUGCCUGUAGCAACAAACUCUUCAUCACUGGGGGCCGGGAUAACAAGAACCAAGUCAUCUCCACAGUGAUGUGCUGGGAUGUUGACCGAGGAGUGUUGACAGAGGAGUGUGUUUUACCUAUGGGAGUGUCGCACCAUGGCAGUGUGACACUGAUGAAGUCCUACACACAUAUACACAGGAUAGUACCUACUCCAGAGUGCCAAUGACACAGGCUCCAGCAAACAGGACAUUAUUGUUGCUGAGAAGGCAACAAUAACACAUGGAAAGAAAAAAAGUGUUUAAAAUAAAUGCUUUUACCUGCAUUACAAUGCUCAAUUCAUGUGAGUGGACACUUUAAAAUAUUAGUCAAUCAUUGAGUUAAGACUAAUAUAAAGACAUGAAACAAUAUCAUAGUGAAGCAAUAAUGUUGUAAUUAUUUCAUAAAUAUGUUUGAAAGGAAAUUAAAUGGAGUACUUACAAAAAUGGUUAACAAAUAAAGACUGAAACAUCAGCUAAAUCAUGCAGUCAUUCAACACUAGAGAUAGUCCUUUCUUCUAACCCAUCAACAAAACCACAAUGUAAGACCCGAUCCAGUAUCCCAAUCCCUCACCUAUUUAUACUUUAACAGUAUGAUACUAUACUCUGAGGAAGGCUUUAUGCCGAAAUAUGUCAACAUAUUUGUCAGCCUAUUGAUUAUGAAUAAAUUAAUGUAAAGGACUGAUACAUGAA